GCGAAGAUCGAUAAAUAGAGCCCGUAUCUUUACUAUUUCCUUCAUUUCUUUCUGGGCAGCUUGUCUUCUCUGUAGACCCUGCCCUCUCCUUCCCUCCCUUUCUCUGUUUGAUUUAGGAAAGAUGGGGCUUUCAUUCACUAAGCUUUUUAGCCGUCUCUUUGCCAAGAAAGAAAUGAGAAUUCUCAUGGUGGGUCUUGAUGCUGCUGGUAAGACUACCAUAUUGUACAAGCUCAAGCUUGGAGAGAUUGUCACCACUAUUCCUACAAUUGGGUUUAAUGUGGAGACUGUAGAAUACAAGAACAUAAGCUUCACUGUCUGGGAUGUUGGUGGCCAGGACAAGAUCCGACCACUGUGGAGGCAUUAUUUCCAAAACACUCAAGGGCUCAUCUUUGUGGUUGAUAGCAAUGAUCGUGACCGUGUGGUUGAAGCUAGGGAUGAGCUGCACCGGAUGUUGAAUGAGGAUGAAUUGAGGGAUGCUGUGCUACUUGUGUUUGCAAACAAGCAAGAUCUUCCAAAUGCUAUGAAUGCUGCUGAAAUUACAGAUAAACUUGGUCUUCAUUCGCUACGUCAACGCCACUGGUAUAUCCAGAGCACCUGUGCCACUUCUGGUGAAGGUCUUUAUGAGGGACUAGACUGGCUCUCCAACAACAUUGCUAGCAAGGCUUAAGAGAUGGGUUGAUUUCUGCAGCUUUUUGGGUAGCAUUCUGCUUCAAUUUGGGAGACAUUGUUAGGCUGUUUGGUGUUCAAGGAUUCCUUAUCCUACGAGAUUGUUAAGAGAAGAAUGUAUUUGUUUGGUUUUGUAAGAUAUUGUUACUGUAAUAGAAAUUGGCAAAUUAUCCCUAAUAGAUACUAAAAUAAUUCAUGAUUCACAGUUUUUAACAUGAUGUAUCUUGAUUCAAGUUUUAUGCUAUUGGGGCUUUUGUAGAGUAUGGUUCUUCAUUGACCAGCCAUUGCUUGAUUCUGGCGGUUGCCAUUUUAAAUUACAAUAAUGCUGUAGAACCUUGAC
Molecule: messenger RNA, 1006 nt
Organism: Populus euphratica (Euphrates poplar)
Lineage: Eukaryota; Viridiplantae; Streptophyta; Magnoliopsida; Malpighiales; Salicaceae
Product: ADP-ribosylation factor
Exons: 7
Coding region: 122-667 (181 amino acids)
Molecular function (GO): GTPase activity; GTP binding
Source: RefSeq, a predicted model, not a curated record